UCAGCUCAUCAGCUGUGCCGAAUGACAGUAGCGAGGUUGCCCCGUAGCGGCCGUAGCCAGUUCAUAACAAAGAGGGCAUGUGGUUAAAACGUUUACUGUUUAUUCAUAUUUUGUUCAAAAUUUAACAAAUAGAAUAAUGACGAUGGAAAGUGAUUAGCAAUUAGGGUGUAUCAAAGUUGAUGCCAAACCAUCUGGCAGUGUGCGUAACAAAUAAUUAGUUUUUUAGUGGGUUAUUUGCAUUGUAAUUUUAGGAAUUCCCAAAGUUUACGUAUGAAAUAAUAUUAUUACAUUGUGUGAUUUCGUGUAUGGUUAUCAAAAUUCUUUUCGGAAACAUGAUCUAAUCCAAUGUCUUUAAAGAUAACGAUAAAUCAAAACAAACUAAAAAACACCUUCAAAUCGGUAUCACGCCUCAUCAACAUGGAGUCGGAAGUCCAACGGCCGUUAAAUAACGAAUAUACAGAAGUAUACAGUCGGCUACCUCUAAAGCUGCAACUUUCUUACGGAAUAGGGCAUGUUCUUAACGACGUGUGCGCUUCUAUGUGGUUCACUUAUCUACUGGUAUUUUUCCACUUGGUGCUGGAGUUCGACAACAGACAAACCGGGGUGAUUUUGCUCAUUGGACAAGUUGCCGAUGCUUUGUCUACUCCAUUCGUGGGGUACCAUUCCGACCAAUCUGACACAUUCUGGAUAUGCAGGUAUGGCAGGAGGAAAACUUGGCAUCUCCUCGGCACUAUAUGCGUUAUAGGAUCAUUUCCUUUUAUAUUCGCACCGUGUUACGGUUGUGAGGACGCACAUUCUUGGAGGGAAAUGUUCUACUACAGCAUGUUUAUAAUAAUAUUCCAAUUCGGUUGGGCUGCGGUCCAAAUUUCGCAUCUAUCUUUGAUACCAGAACUAACGCCCAACGAGCAUGACAGAACUAAAUUGACAGCUGUCAGAUAUUCGUUUACUGUGAUAUCCAACGUUCUAGUCUAUAUAAUAACCUGGAUUGUUCUACAUUUGAACAAUGGAGAAAGUUCAAAAAUUGGACCAGGCGAUGGACCAAAAUUCCAACACGUGGUUUGGUCUAUAUUAUCGAUAGGUAUAGUAAGUUCGAUUUUAUUCCACGCCUAUACUAGAGAGGAUGAUAACGGAGUUGGUAAUAACGUUAGAGGUGGGCAGGUCAGAUCCAGCAUAGCAGAUUUAUUUAAAACCUUCGAAAUCUACAGGAUAGCCGUGGUUUAUAUGUCCUCAAGGUUAUUCGUAAACCUUUCGCAGGUUUUCAUACCGUUAUAUCUUCACGAAACUUUAAAUAUGCCUGCGAGUUCCCUAGCGGUGGUACCGUUGAUGAUGUUCAUUGGAAGCUUCUUAGCAUCGUUAGUCAUAGAGAAGAUAAACAGGUUUUUAAGAAGAAAAAUGACAUUCGCGUUAGGAGCUCUGUUUGGUGUAAUCGCUUCCAUUUGGAUAAAAUUUGGAGGAGGUGAAAACUACCAAGAAUACUACAUCUAUUUGGUAGCUUUAUUAAUAGGAGCUGGUGGUUCUAUAGUGUUAGUAACCAGUUUAGGUGUGACUACGGACUUUAUCGGUGAGAAUACGAAUAACGGUGCUUUCGUCUACGGGGUGAUGAGUUUUACGGACAAGUUAGCGAACGGGGUAGCCGUUGUUAUUAUUCAGUAUUUGCACAACGAUUUGAAGAACAUAUAUUUCUAUCGCGACGUAUUAACAAACGUAUGUGGAGGAUCGGUGAUAUUAGGAGCUGUUGCUGUGAUAGGCUGUGAUUGUUUACGUAGGAGGAAUAGUUUAGUUUACGAAAGGGUUCCUGAUUACAAUUCUAUAAAUUGA
This is a messenger RNA of Psylliodes chrysocephalus, 1818 nucleotides long. NCBI's taxonomy places the organism in Eukaryota, Metazoa, Arthropoda, Insecta, Coleoptera, Chrysomelidae. The record is from the annotation of a GenBank genome assembly.